CUUCCGCCUCUGUCUCGGGUAUGACGUUGCCUCCCAGAACUUCGGCGGAUGCCUGUCUGCUGAUGAGCAUGCAAGAAGCCACAGUAGCUGCAGAGGAGGUUGCUCUUACUGUCGCCAAUGCGGCCAGUUGUGCGCGAACAUUCUCAGAACUGAUGGAGCGCUUGCGCUAUCAAAUGUACUUAAAUAUGUCUGGGUCUGAAAUAAACCUGUAAAGCUGAAUCGUUAUGAUUGAGCGCGCGUCUGAGUGCAGUGCGGCAUGACAAUUUUUUCAAAUGCCUUCUGAUGAUGAUGAUGUUUAGUACGCAUUACAAACUGCGAUUUUUCAUGGCGAAACUGUGGAACUUUGGUUGCUUUUAUGCAAUGCAGAUUCUCCAGAAAAAAUUAUAGUUAAAUUGCUGGAGUAGACGCAAUACAGGUUCAACCUUUCCAGAUUCAGACAUAUUCGCGAUGCAUAAGCGCACGGAGGUACGAAUCACGGAGCAGUUUAUCGCCGAGCGUCGGGGCGCAAGAAAGAUCAAAAAAGAACAUCGCGGCGCCACUAGCUUGCUUUCAAGAGGACAAGCGCCGGAGGCGAAUGAGAGCAAGAACGUUCAUUCGCUUAUGGAAGCGUCAGGAUUGAAAUCAUUAAACUCAAGGUUGAAAUAGUUUGUGAUGCAUAAAAUGGUAGACGCAAAGUGCCUGUCUUGCAGAGCAGCCAACUGAGGCCGAUUGUAAGCCUGUUUGGGGUGUGAGAUAGAGCUGCUAAAAUAGCAUGACAAAAGCAGUAUUCUCUGCUCAAACAGCAUGACAAAUUGGAUUUCCAUGCUGUCAAAAUUUGUCAUUGGCCACUUGCAAACUGGGCUCCAGCUGGUAUCGCUUUUUUGCUUUACAGAUUAUUUCAACUUUGACGAUUUCGAUCUUGACACUCCCAUAUCGCUUGCAGAAACAGUACGAGCACGUCAAGGUGGUCCUGCACUUCUAGCCCAGCGGUCGGCGCGCACGCCAGCGACCACAGGACCCGCC
Molecule: messenger RNA, 1002 nt
Organism: Amoebophrya sp. A120
Lineage: Eukaryota; Dinophyceae; Syndiniales; Amoebophryaceae
Source: the annotation of a GenBank genome assembly